Messenger RNA from Protopolystoma xenopodis, 216 nucleotides. The record is from the annotation of a GenBank genome assembly. Lineage: Eukaryota; Metazoa; Platyhelminthes; Monogenea; Polystomatidea; Polystomatidae.
AUGUCUUCCUUACGACUUGCCUAUAUUUUUGCAAUUUUUGGGCUCCUUGCCUUUUACCUUAGUGACAAAACAGUAGCAGAAGAUGAGGAUGAAAGUUCGGCUGAUUCGGAUUCCUAUGAUUCCGAGUCCUACAAUGACUCUUAUGAAGAUGGAAGUCAAGAUCAAGAAGAAGGCUCAAAUGACGGAGAAGAAGAUGCGGCACCAGACGACGCAUAA